AUGCAAAUCCUCUCUAGCAUUACUCGCUUUUUACAGAUCCUCUUCAGCGUCGUUGUUCUGGGGCUCUCUAUCAGCCUGGCAAGACAUCAAAAGUAUGGAAAGGUCCCAUCUCAGACAAGCUACGCUGCUUUUACUGGGGCACUCGGUAUCAUUGCCUCGGUCAUUGGUAUUGUCUCUCUCUUCGUCGACCGUUUAAGAGGAGUCCUUACCUGGGUUCUUGAUGGUGUUACCUGUAUUGCCCUCUUAGCCGCGGGCGUGGCUUUCUCGGUUGCCCUCAAGGGUGUUGACUGCAACAAUACGUCGACCGAUGGGCCCACUUGGGAUAACCCCAUCAUCAGCGGGGGCUGCUAUAAAGACGGGGAUACCAAGUGGUGCGCUGACAAGCACAAAGUGCAUAGCCGUUGCGUUAGGGCCGAGGCUGAUGCUGCGUUUAUGUUCCUUGCCUUCCUUGCUUGUAUCGGUGUACUUGUCGUUUCUUUCCUGACCCGUCGAAACUAA
Messenger RNA from Penicillium cataractarum, 498 nucleotides. Its product is annotated as MARVEL domain-containing protein. The coding region runs from base 1 to 498 and encodes 165 amino acids. Gene Ontology annotation, biological process: protein localization to plasma membrane; eisosome assembly. Gene Ontology annotation, cellular component: plasma membrane; eisosome. The record is from RefSeq and is a predicted model, not a curated record. Lineage: Eukaryota; Fungi; Ascomycota; Eurotiomycetes; Eurotiales; Aspergillaceae. The transcript is spliced from 3 exons.